AUGCGCAAAAAGGUAGCAGAAACCACACUGAAGCUCCGUGAGGCCCGGCCCUACAUAUUCCCCAUUCCCCUCGACCAGCGGAAACAAAUAUACUUACCCGACUUCGUCAUCACUCUCAUCCGCACUCCCUUUCUCCCACCACGCUAUGCCUCCUUUUGGGUCCCGCUGACCUUCAACAAACUCGAUAUUAAAGACUAUCUAAAACGCGCGUACGGCGUGGACGUGAUAAAAGUACGGAGUUAUGUUGAGCAGCAGAAAAUCACACGCGAAAGGCCGUGCGGGAAGGAAGGAUAUGGCAAAUGGAGGAGACCGAUGGCUAAGAAGAAGAUGACCGUUGAGAUGACUGAGCCGUUCAUAUGGCCUGAGGAGCCGAAGGAUUAUAAACCAUGGGAAAAGGAAAGGUUCUUUGAAACCAAGGAAUACCAGCGGGAUAUGUCAGAAAAGAUGGAGCCCGACGCCAAGAACAAGGCCCCGGAAAGAAAGUGGAAAACCGUCUCAGAGCAGGCGAAGCGGUUGCUGGACGGGAAGGAGAAGUGGGAACCGACUUGGAAGGCUCUGGGUUUAAAUUACGAGAGACCUGUGAUUGGUGGUGAGUUGAAAGGUGCGAAAGCGACGCCUGCUGAAAUAUUAAAGGGGGUUAAUCAUACGAGUCUUGCGGAGGACACCAAAUGA
Messenger RNA from Paracoccidioides lutzii Pb01, 672 nucleotides. RefSeq names its product mitochondrial 54S ribosomal protein YmL41. Bases 1 to 672 code for a protein of 223 amino acids. The record is from RefSeq and is a predicted model, not a curated record. Gene Ontology annotation, molecular function: structural constituent of ribosome. The transcript is spliced from 3 exons. Gene Ontology annotation, biological process: mitochondrial translation. Gene Ontology annotation, cellular component: ribosome; mitochondrial large ribosomal subunit.